UGGUAGAGAAGCCAAGAGAUCCACGCAACGCAGCCUGGACACAGUUCAGUUCAAGAACUUCCACAGCUGAGAGCAGCUUGAAGAGUGACGAUGGAACCAAUGAAGACAAUCUUGUUUUUAACCACAAUCAUCAGAAUCAGUUCUCAGCAACAAUAUGGAGGCUGUGGAGGGACGUUCACGCAGCCUUCUGGUUCCUUUUCUUCGCCAUCAUAUCCCAGCAGCUACCCCGACAAUCAAGAUUGCAUCUACAUCAUCCGAGCGGCGCCUGGGCGUCGCGUGACCCUGACAUUCGUGACUUUUCAACUUGAGCCUGGCCCCACUUCCGGUGCCUGCCAUGACUACGUGCAGAUUCGAGAAGGCGACUCUGUGGCGUCCCCCACUCUGGGUACCUAUUGCAACACGACAGUUCCUCCUAAAGUAAGGUCAAUGGCGAACACCUUGUGGGUCAAAUUCUAUUCUGACUCCUCUGUGUCCAAACCUGGCUUCCAGGCGACCUACUCCACAGGAAUCAUUCCCCAGAAGUUUCUGUUGAUGACAAACACGUAUCUCCAUGCCAUUCACCGCAUGGACGUGGACACCGGAAGUAACUUCGUCAUCCCAAUAGACGGCCUGUCAAACCCUAUUGGCAUCGACUACGACCCAGUGGAUGGUCGACUAUACUGGACGGACGUCAUUGAAAAGACGAUUCGCUCCGCAAACCUCGAUGGCAGUGGCGUGCGCCUCGUCAGGAAUCUUGGCCCUCAGGCAAUGCCGGAUGGACUUGCAGUGGAUUCAGCAUCGAGGCUUAUCUUCUACACUGAUGCAGGAAAUAACAUCAUUGCCAUGAUUGCCAUCAGCAGCUACCACCACAGAGUUGUCGUUGAUUCCAACCUUGAUGAACCUAGGGCCAUAGAACUGGACAAACUCAAUGGGGUGAUGUACUGGAGCGACUGGGGCGCCACCCCUAGAAUAGAGCGAGCCAACUAUGACGGCACUGGACGCAAGACUCUGGUGUCAGGGUUCCAGUACCUGCACUGGCCAAACGGUCUGGCUCUGGACACAGUCGCUGGAAGGCUCUAUUGGGCAGAUGGAUUCGCGGACAAAAUUGGCUGGACAGACCUGGAGGGCACAAAUGUCUCAGUCAUUACCUUCCUUCCAGGGAGACAUAUGUUUGGUCUGGACAUUUAUCUCAACGAACUCUUCAUUACAGAUUGGGGCAUGAAAAUUGUGCAACCGUCUACAACCUCCUACAUCCAUCGCAUCAGUGCUGAUGGGAAAGCUGUAAAAACUAUUGGAAGUGUUGGUGGAAGAUUAAAUGACAUACACAUCUACUCAGAAGAAAUGGGUCUCAAUGAACUGAAUGGAUGCGGUAACAACAAUGGUGGCUGCGACUACAUCUGUAUACCUGCACCUGGGAACACCAGCCAAUGCUUGUACCCGGAUGGUAUCUCUCCAGUCGUCACCACGAAGGCCAUUGCCACGCCCAGUACCAACGCUAACACAGUCACUUUUGAUGACGUCAGAUUCACCACACCCGUCACCAGUGUCACAACCACCACUACCAGAGCCACAACCACCACUAACAGACCUACAAGUGAUGUCAGCACAGUCUUAACUGCCAUCAGCAGAGUCACUGCUGGCCACACUGUGGUCCCAGAUGACGUCCACACAACUACAACUGGCGUCCAUGACGUCAUGUCAGGCGUCACCAACUUGAGUGGUGGCAUCAACACAAAUCACGGUUCCGAACCUCUUGGCAUCAGCACAAGUAUCUUCAUAUUUAUCAUCGGCUGUGUCAUCUACAUCCUUACAAUUGCUUCAUGCGCCACCAUCAUCCUCGUCGUCGUCAAAAAAAAAAACUGUAAGAUUGCGACAAUUGUUGUAAACCUUUGUGAGCGUCAUCAGGCGAUGUAUAAAUCCCACGUUCUUGAUCACAUAUGUAUGUGUAUGCAUGUAUAGUGUAUAAAAGAACGC
Molecule: messenger RNA, 1953 nt
Organism: Pomacea canaliculata
Lineage: Eukaryota; Metazoa; Mollusca; Gastropoda; Architaenioglossa; Ampullariidae
Product: low-density lipoprotein receptor-related protein 4-like
Exons: 11
Coding region: 91-1938 (615 amino acids)
Source: RefSeq, a predicted model, not a curated record